AUGAUACAUAAAAAACAGAAACAGUCGGAAUUCAACAUUAAUAAUUCUGUGCUGAAUGAUGACAUUUUCCGAUUGGUUCUUUCCUUCCUGCAAAUUACAGAUUUGUGUAAAUUACAAUUAGCUUCUAAACAAUUGAGAAUAUGUCAACUGACAACAGAAGAUCAAUAUUGGAAAGAUUAUUACAUGGAGAGGAUUCAUUGGUUUUCGGAGGCCAGUAAGACCAACCGAUGGAAUAAGACAACAGGAACAUAUGAUGUUGUGAUUUUACAAUCUGAACUUUAUACUAAACAUGUGGAAUAUACUGAAAAUUACAAGCAACAUUUGAUUGAAUUAGUUGGAGAGUGGAUGAUUAAUGCAGAAAGAGAACAGCAAGAGCUGACGAGAGAAAUUGAAGGUUAUUAUGCGUGGAAUGAUAUUUAUGUACCUAAGGAAGAUAUACUAAACUACAAAUUGAAUAGUAAUGUAACUUCAAGUCAUUACAAAAUAGUUCUAGUGGGAGAUGACACUGUUGGUAAGACCAGUUUAUUGUACACGUUUAGUACAGAUUCGUUUCCACAAUAUGAACAUUUACCAACAACUUCAUCUGACAAUUACUCAAAGAAUUGUUUGGUCGAUGAAAGAGUUUGUCAUUUGGAAUUACAUGAUUCUGAAGGACAUUAUGAAUUCGAUAGAUUGCGCAGAUAUAUUUACCCUGGGACUGACAUGUUCUGUAUUUGCUUUAGCUGUUCAUUAGAGACCUCCCUUCGUAACGUUUAUUCGAAAUGGAUUGUUGAAAUCAAUCGCCUCCAUCCAAAUAGUCUAAUUAUUCUGAUUUGUACCAAAACUGAUUUAAGGGAUGAUCCAAUCAAGAGAAGGGAGCUACUGGUUAAGAGACAUAGAAAACCAUCAAGUACUGAGCAAGGAAUACUGCUGGCCAGAAGAAUGGGAUGUUUCACCUAUGUUGAAGUAGGUGCUAUUAACAAUAGUGGAAUGGCUGACCUUCACCAAGUGAUGGUCAGAGGUAUCAAUAUGUGGAAUGAUCCUGCUUUUAAGAAAAAACAAAAAAAGUCAUGCCAUUUACAAUAA
Messenger RNA from Naegleria gruberi, 1065 nucleotides. Its product is annotated as rho GTPase. Bases 1 to 1065 code for a protein of 354 amino acids. Gene Ontology annotation, molecular function: GTP binding; protein binding; GTPase activity. NCBI's taxonomy places the organism in Eukaryota, Heterolobosea, Eutetramitea, Acrasida, Naegleriidae. Gene Ontology annotation, biological process: small GTPase-mediated signal transduction. The transcript is spliced from 4 exons. The record is from RefSeq and is a predicted model, not a curated record.